Molecule: messenger RNA, 777 nt
Organism: Aspergillus ochraceoroseus IBT 24754
Lineage: Eukaryota; Fungi; Ascomycota; Eurotiomycetes; Eurotiales; Aspergillaceae
Gene: artA
Product: 14-3-3 adaptor artA
Exons: 5
Coding region: 1-777 (258 amino acids)
Biological process (GO): signal transduction
Cellular component (GO): cytoplasm
Source: RefSeq, a predicted model, not a curated record
AUGGGUCACGAAGAUGCUGUUUACUUGGCUAAGCUCGCCGAGCAGGCUGAGCGCUACGAGGAGAUGGUCGAGAACAUGAAGGUUGUCGCCUCCGCCGAUAUAGAGCUCACCGUUGAAGAGCGGAAUCUUCUGUCUGUCGCCUACAAGAACGUCAUUGGUGCCCGCCGUGCGUCCUGGAGAAUCGUCACCUCGAUUGAGCAAAAAGAAGAGUCCAAGGGCAACGAGUCCCAGGUUACGCUCAUCAAGGAGUACCGCCAGAAGAUCGAGGCCGAACUCGCCAAGAUCUGUGAUGACAUCCUGGACGUUCUCGACAAGCACCUGAUCCCCUCUGCCCAGAGCGGCGAGUCUAAGGUCUUCUACCACAAGAUGAAGGGUGAUUACCACCGUUAUCUCGCCGAGUUCGCUAUUGGCGAUCGCCGCAAGUCUGCUGCCGAUGCUUCCCUCGAGGCUUACAAGAGUGCUACUGAAGUCGCUCAAACCGACCUUGCUCCUACCCACCCCAUCCGUCUUGGCUUGGCCCUGAACUUCUCUGUCUUCUACUAUGAGAUCCUCAACUCCCCCGACCAGGCCUGCCACCUCGCCAAGCUGGCUUUCGAUGACGCCAUUGCUGAACUCGAUACCCUGAGCGAGGAGAGCUACAAGGACUCCACCCUCAUCAUGCAGCUCCUCAGAGAUAACUUGACACUCUGGACCUCGUCUGAGGCCGAGGCCGAGCCUGCUCCUGCUGCUGACAAGAAGGAGGAGGCCCCUGCUGAGGCCGAGAAGCCCGCCGAGUAA